Messenger RNA from Suncus etruscus (white-toothed pygmy shrew), 936 nucleotides. Its product is annotated as olfactory receptor 5L1-like. The record is from RefSeq and is a predicted model, not a curated record. Gene Ontology annotation, molecular function: odorant binding; G protein-coupled receptor activity; olfactory receptor activity. The coding region runs from base 1 to 936 and encodes 311 amino acids. Gene Ontology annotation, biological process: G protein-coupled receptor signaling pathway; sensory perception of smell. Gene Ontology annotation, cellular component: membrane. Lineage: Eukaryota; Metazoa; Chordata; Mammalia; Eulipotyphla; Soricidae. The transcript has a single exon.
AUGGGGGAGAAAAACUGCACCUUAGUGACCGAGUUUGUUCUUCUGGGAUUAACAGAUGCUGCAGAGCUAAGAGUUUUGCUCUUCCUGCUGUUUCUCCUCAUCUAUGGGGUCACGGUCGUGGGAAACCUGGGCAUGAUCACAUUGAUUCGGGUCAGCUCUCGACUUCACACUCCAAUGUACUUUUUCCUCAGCCAUUUGUCUUUUGUUGAUUUCUGUUAUUCCACUGUGAUUGUGCCAAAGAUGUUGGCAAAUAUCAUAACUGGGGAAAAGGGCAUCUCUUUCCUGGGGUGUGCUACACAAUUCUACUUGUUUUGCACCUGUGUGGUCACUGAGGUUUUCCUCCUGGCAGUGAUGGCUUAUGAUCGUUUUGUGGCCAUCUGUAACCCACUGCUCUACACUGUGGCUAUGUCUCAGAAUCUAUGUGUGGGGCUGGUGUCUUGUUGCUACUUCUGUGGGAUGGUGUGUUCUUUGAUCCACUUGUGUUUAGCUCUUGAAAUCACAUCCUAUAGAUCCAAUGUGAUUAACCACUUCUUCUGUGAUCUACCCCCGCUCUUAUCACUUGCUUGCUCUGAUGUCAGUAUAAACGAACUAUUCUUGUACAUUGUGGCCACUUUUAAUGAGCUGAGUACAAUUGUGAUCAUAUUCACUUCCUACUUGUUUAUUCUUGUCACCAUCCUGAGGAUGCGCUCUGCAGAGGGAAGGCGCAAAGCCUUCUCAACCUGUGCCUCCCACCUCACAGCCAUCGUGGUUUUCCAUGGCACAAUCCUUUUCAUCUACUGCAGGCCCAGUACUGGCAACACUACUGAUACUGAUAAAGUGGCCACCGUGUUCUACACGGUAGUGAUCCCUAUGCUGAAUCCCCUAAUCUAUAGUUUAAGGAAUAAAGAUGUGAAAGAAGGUUUAAAGAAAGUAAUGAGCUCCAAGUUAUUUUCCUAG